Pediculus humanus corporis (human body louse) is the source of this 642-nucleotide messenger RNA. Its product is annotated as T-box-containing protein TBX6L, putative. The coding region runs from base 1 to 642 and encodes 213 amino acids. Gene Ontology annotation, cellular component: nucleus. NCBI's taxonomy places the organism in Eukaryota, Metazoa, Arthropoda, Insecta, Psocodea, Pediculidae. The transcript has 5 exons. Gene Ontology annotation, molecular function: DNA-binding transcription factor activity, RNA polymerase II-specific; RNA polymerase II cis-regulatory region sequence-specific DNA binding. Gene Ontology annotation, biological process: cell fate specification; positive regulation of DNA-templated transcription; regulation of transcription by RNA polymerase II. The record is from RefSeq and is a predicted model, not a curated record.
AUGCUGCUUAACUUCGGUGAUCGUACGGGAACCGGUGUGACCAGCACGCUAUGGCCGUUGGCUUUAUUAUUAUUAUUAUUAUUAUUAUUAUUAUGCGAUGGUUGUUUCAUGGCGUUAAUUAAUACCCCUUUUUUUUCCAGGCAAAUGUUUCCGCAAAUGAAAUUUCGAGUUUCGGGUCUCGAUGCCAAAGCCAAAUACAUUCUACUAUUAGACAUCUGGUUGCGCUUCGCGUUUAAAUUGAUAACGAUGGUGGUGGAUGGCCGGUGGAUGGUUGCUGGAAAAGCGGAUCCGGAAAUGCCAAAAAGAAUGUACAUUCAUCCGGAUUCGCCAUCAACUGGAGAACAAUGGAUGCAAAAAGUUGUUUCUUUUCACAAGCUAAAAUUAACAAAUAAUAUAUCAGAUAAACAUGGAUUUACGAUAUUAAAUUCAAUGCAUAAAUAUCAGCCAAGGUUUCAUUUGGUAAGAGCAAACGACAUACUCAAGUUACCUUAUUCAACGUUCAGAACAUACGUAUUCAAAGAAACUGAAUUUAUUGCCGUAACAGCUUACCAAAAUGAAAAGAUAACGCAGUUAAAAAUAGAUAACAAUCCGUUUGCAAAAGGUUUUCGUGAUACUGGAGCUGGAAAACGAGAAAAAAAGUAA